This is a messenger RNA of Pseudoliparis swirei, 3268 nucleotides long. RefSeq names its product EGF containing fibulin extracellular matrix protein 1 (gene efemp1). NCBI's taxonomy places the organism in Eukaryota, Metazoa, Chordata, Actinopteri, Perciformes, Liparidae. Gene Ontology annotation, molecular function: calcium ion binding. The coding region runs from base 163 to 1551 and encodes 462 amino acids. The transcript has 11 exons. The record is from RefSeq and is a predicted model, not a curated record.
UGCACUCCUCCAACGACCUAACAUCCACUGCACCGUUUGCAGUCUGCUACCCGCGCACUCUCGGCUUGCGACUGAAUAAUAAACCGGGGACGUUUCCUUCAGCGCGCCAGGAGAGUUGGAGAUCCGCAGGUAAUUGCAGUGCUGCUCCCACGUUUGGUCGACAUGCUGGGGAUCUGCGUGUGUCUUUGUGCGGUGUUCACACACGUCCUCUCUCAGGAGGCUGAGGAGCCGGUCUUCUACACAUGCACUGAAGGGUAUGAGUAUGACAGAGUCAGAGAGCAGUGCCGAGACAUCGACGAGUGUGCUUUGUUAGACGAUGCCUGCAAAGGAGGGAUGCAGUGUAUCAACCACUUUGGUGGAUACCUGUGCCUCCCCAAGAGCGCCGUCAUCUAUAUCAGUAAGGAUGGCGAGCAAGUGCCGCUGCCAGGAUCUGACCCUCCUGCCCCUGCUGUCCCUGCUGUCCCUGCCGCUCCACCAAGCCAGCCUUUGCUCCCAUGGUCUCCAGGCAACACGGGGGUCUCUCAACCCAGUCUGACCAUCCGCUGUACAUCCGGAUACACUGCAGAUGAGCAGAACCUCUGCAGAGACAUAGAUGAAUGUGCGACAGGUCGACACACUUGUGGUCCCGAACAGACGUGCUACAACACUAGAGGCUCCUACACCUGCCAGUGUCUUCCAGGCUUCCAGAAGAACGGAGACCACUGUGCAGACAGAGACGAGUGCGCCCUGACCCACUACUGCAUGCACAGAUGUGUGAACACGCAGGGCUCUUACUACUGCGAGUGCAACGCAGGUCACAAGGUGGCCAGCAACAACCACAGCUGUGUUGAUGUGAAUGAAUGUGAUGUGGAGAAUCCCUGUCAGCACCACUGCUACAACCUGAUUGGCUCCUUUCUCUGCCAGUGUGAACGGGGCUAUGAGCUGGCACAGGACACUGUCUCUUGCCAAGAUAUUGAUGAAUGCAGCUUCUCCAGCUACAUGUGUCAGUACCAGUGUGUUAACAGUCCAGGAAGUUACUCCUGUGAGUGUCCAGAAGGAUACCAGCUCCAGGGAAACAGAGUGUGUCAAGAAAUAAAUGAGUGUGAGACGGGGACCCAUAACUGCCACGAUGAUGAAAUGUGCUGGAACUAUUACGGAGGCUUUCGCUGCUAUCCCAGAGAUCCCUGUGAGGCACCUUAUGCCAAAACCUCUGAAAACCGCUGUAUCUGCCGGUCUCAGGCAGACUGCCAGGGUCUCCCACCAUCAAUCGUCUACAAGUACAUGAGCAUCCAGGCGGACCGGACGGUGCCAGCAGACGUCUUCCAGAUUCAGGCCACCAACAUGUACGCCAACACACAGAACACCUUCAGGGUCAAGGCGGGGAAUGAGGGGGCAGAAUUCUUCCUGCGGCGCUCCAGCAACGUGAGUGCCAUGCUGGUGCUAACCAAGUCUCUGUCAGGCCCCAGGGAGUACAUCGUGGACCUGGAGAUGGUCACUCACCAUAUGACCAUGAACUACCGCUCCAGUUCUCUGCUCCGGCUCACCAUCAUAGUCGGGCCCUACGCCUUCUGAAAGCCGCGACCCCCAGCAGCCCACAUAAGUCUGGUUCAGCAAACAUAGCAGUGUAACACAGCAGAUGCCUGCAUAACAUAGCCUACUGUACAGUUUCAUACAAUACAACAUAUAACAUAAGCUGUCCCAGACUCAUACAAAAGUUCCAAUAGGCUUGCUCAUGACAGCCCAGCCCGUGCUGUAAUGUAACCACUGGGCAUAUUUUUCUCUCAAGGUGCUGGGAAGCGUUGUAAUGAAGGGUUGUCAUGUCCUGAGAAAGCACACACUGUUUUUCAUCCACAGCACUUAACAUUCAAAUAUUUCUCAUCUUUAAAGUUUACAACACUUUUUUUUUUUACUUUAAGUGCCUGAAGUGGGCGUACGAAAGAUAAGAAAUAUGUUGGAUGUAGGCAUUUUUACUUUUGCUGCUUCCAUAUUAAACAAACAACUGGAAACAGAGCAGUGGCCCUCAGGAAAAGAGGCCUAGUGGACACACAUCCAAACGGUGAUGGAUUUCUGAUGCAGCUGUACUUGCGUGUAUCCCUUUGUUUCAGACCAGAACUCCUUUCAAUAACCUGUGUAUGCAUCAAUGAAGCGCUCUGUUGUAAGAAAGAGAGACAAAAUCAUAUUUUCUAUAUUAAUGUACAUGACAAAUAUCCAGUAUGAGCAGCUUUUGAUACAAAGAUAAUUGACUGAGCUUUUGUUGAUAAAUGUAGUCGGGGUUAGUGCUGCUGCACCACGCUGUUUGUGCAAGUUUCUGUAUAGAUUGGCUCAUGAUUAAUCAUUUCCAGAGAAGCCCAGAACAGUUCAGAGGUGGAAUGGGAGAGUUAGUUGAGAGAGAACUAAACUUUACAUGACGACAGGCUUGAUGCUCGUAGACCUUAGAGUGAAGUCUUGUACAUACCAAGGUAACAAACCUUUGUGUGUGUGUGUGUGUGUGUGUGUGUGCGCGCGUGUGUGUGUGCGUCUGUGUGUGUGCCUGCGAGCAAGUGAAAGUGUGAAACACAGAUGGGAGUCAGGGAAAGAGUGAGAAAGAGCUUGUUUGUGCCCUCAGAUUUAGUGGAUGUGCUUGAGCUGUUUGUGCGUUUCCGUGAUGCCCUCCUCGCAGACCUCGGUCACAGAGGCCAUGACAGAGUUUCUUUUUUUGUGUUAAACCCGAGAACACGCACAGGAAAUGGCGGCUUUCAUAACACACCUCGGCCAAUAGACCGCUCACUGGUGCCAUUCUCCAGAGGAACAGCUGGGCUUUCUCAUGUCGACCCCGGUCAAGAAGUCACACUGGCACCAGGCUCGCUUACGUGAUACACAUAAUCACAGUGCUUUGCCCUGGAGCCGGUUUCAUGUGUGACACAGGGGAUUAUUAAAGUGUAAAUACAAUGCCAGCACACUUUUGGCAGUAUGAGAAAUCUUUCACUACCUGCUUUGCCUUUCGUGACUGCGUGUCGGCUCUGGCUUAUUGCUGAAACACUGUACACUGCAGGCACUGAAAACCACACUGAAGACCAACAUGUUGUCGCCACUUCAAGUGUAGAAAGUUGUCCAUCUGUUCAUCAUUCAUAGGGCCUGAGAGGUAAAAACAAUGUAACACUAAUGUUAUCAUUCAUGCUGUCAAGACUUCCUUCACUGAAAUGCCUUAAUGUUUUUCUCUUCUAUUUAAAAUAUAUAUUUUUGUCAUAUGUAUCUUAUAUUGAUUGUACUCUGAAGAGCAUUGUUGAAUAAAAUAUGAUGGAUAAAUGGG